UAUCAUUAGUGGAGCAGUGCUGAAGCCUCUUUGUUGUGGCAUUCGCUGAGUGGUACAUCACCAAUCGGAGGCGGAAUUCUGCUCUUCUCAGUGGCCAGCCUUGCGCAGUAUUUACUUUCGAUAGCAUACGCAGCUUCUUUGAAGUCUAUUUGACAAAUCGUCAAUCAUCACUGAUUGCACUAGCAGCAUGAAUUAACUUCACUCUUUGAGGCCUAUCUAUUAAAUUGAAACUCUCUACUGCUCGUCUCUCUAGACACAAAAGCUCGAGCUUCACCAUUGGCAGCGCAAAUGGAGCUACAAUACGAAGCUCUUGACCGUGAUAGCUCCGAGAUCCGACUCAUUACCAUACCGCCUGGCCAGACUACCGACGACAUCCGCUUUCGCUUAUGGCACGCUCCCUUACAGAAGCCUGUCUUACAGGCCAGCACCAGACUAGGUCUUGAGCAGCUACAGAAAACGCUUCCACUUGGCUGGACCGUGGCAGAAACUCAUCAAUACAAGUACAGCUACAUAUUUGAGCACGACGAUACAGAGAACACUCAGUGGAUCCACCCAGAUCCCAACUGUAACCCGAGCCUUUGGGCUCCAGCCUUAGAGUCGCCGCCUGCGGACUUUGAACCACAAUUCGAAUCACUGUCCUACACCUGGGGUUCCGGGAAACCUGCUGAAACUGCUUUUGUUGAGUACAGUGGCACGGAGACUUCGCGCACCUCGAAUACUUGGAUACUCCCCCUUGGUCAGAAUCUCGCCCAGGCACUGCGACAUCUGCGUCGACCUGACGCAGAUCGAACUCUAUGGGUCGAUGCGAUCUGUAUCAACCAGAAGGACAUACCAGAGCGUGAAUAUCAAGUCAGGAAAAUGUCCUUACUGUAUCAAUUGGCACGGAGAGUGGUUGUAUGGCUCGGGCCACAAUCUAGCGACAGCGAUAUUGCCGUUUCUUCCUUACAGUAUAUCGGCAGCCAAAUCGAAAUUGGACGCAAUAGAGCUCGAUUCCGUGCGCCUGGAGCUAUCGAGGCCGAAUGGUUUCGCGCUACAACCCCCUUAUCUCUGACCAAGAAAGCCUGGACAGCAGUUGACAACCUGUUUCAGCGCCCUUGGUUUGAACGUCUUUGGAUCUGGCAAGAAAUCCAGCUUGCGAAUUCUAAUGCAAUCGUGGUCUGUGGCAAUCACGAGAUGCUUUGGCAGCAGCUUAGAAAAGCGAUAAUCUGCCUUCUCACUAAGCAGCAGUUACCCACGCAACAGUUGCGUACGAGACUGGGUGACAUCGACCCUCUCACCAUCGAACGGUACAGUGGAUCUUUCAAUCUCUUGAUCAAUAUCAGCCGCAUGCGAAAAUGCUUCGACCCACGAGACAAGAUCUACGGAAUGCUCAGUAUCUGUGGAGUAAAACUUGGAAGCAAGAUUGAAACGUCAUACAAGAAAGACGUGAAAGAUGUCUACAAAGACGUUUUCUUGCAGUAUGCAAACCAAGUUGAGAGACUAGAUCUCCUCUCAGGCUGUGACUCAGCGUUGCAGUUGGAAGACAGUCCGUCUUGGGUACCUAAUUGGACCAUACCUCGAGAGACGUGGCCCUUGUACGGUUUCAGCUUCGCGAGCGGUAUUUCCAAGUCUUCAUUACGGUUCCAAGCUCCGGAUAUCUUAGAAGUUGAGGGUGUUCGGUUUGCACGCAUUGAGAGAGUGACAGAAAGAGCGCCCCUAGAGUCUCCGGGUACGUUGGACAUGGUGAGGACUUGGGAAAUGCCUGAUCUCCAGACCGGCAUCUACGUCGCUGGUGGAAGUCUUCUAGACGCAUAUUGCACCACAAUACGCGCCGGCUACUUCGAUGAGCGGUGGCCGACUGUCAAGGCGCCGUCAUUGGAAGAGUGGAAAGAUCAGUACCUGAAUCGGAUAUCCCCUAGACGCACAGACCAGUCAAACGAAGACUGCGAACUAGAUGCCGAUAUUGAUUGGAUGUUGAAGAUGGUUCGAGGCAGAACUUUUAUGACGAUGGAAGAGGGAUACAUUGGAAUUGGACCACCGGAAGCAACAUCAGGAGAUUACAUAUGCGUGCUCUUAGGCAGCAAAACCCCCAUGGUAUUGCGACCUCUACAUGAUGGCAGCGGAUUUCGCGUCAUAGGCGAAUGCUAUGUGCAUGGUCUGGAUGACUGCGUCACCCUCCUUGGCACUUUACCAUCAAACGUGAGGGUUCAACUCGAUAAGAUGCAAUCAGGGUACAGCGCUGUACCCACGUAUCUAAAUCUCGAUUCUGGCGUUGUCUCUUCAGAAGAUCCUCGACUACAGUCAUCGAACGAGACAGAUGAAUGGGAAAGAAUCCCUCACCAAUGGGAUGCAGACGAUCCUGCUCUCUUCGAAUAUUGGAGGAACAAACGGACUGGAGUUGUUCUAAACUCUGAUCCGAGGCUCUCGCCAGCUGCUUUGAGACAGAGGGGUGUGACUUUACAGACUUUCAAGCUUCGAUAAGCAUACAGGCAUGCGUAAGGCAUUUCUAGCAUUCAUGAAAUGAUUGCGCAGGCCACUGAUGUCACAGAAAGCGAGUACAUAGUUGAGUGAUUACAGGAUCCAUAUGUCAUGAC
Molecule: messenger RNA, 2573 nt
Organism: Alternaria alternata
Lineage: Eukaryota; Fungi; Ascomycota; Dothideomycetes; Pleosporales; Pleosporaceae
Product: HET-domain-containing protein
Exons: 2
Coding region: 289-2460 (723 amino acids)
Molecular function (GO): protein binding
Source: RefSeq, a predicted model, not a curated record